GUGCGCUUGUGGGGGUGGGGGACAGGCGUCAUUCCCUGGAACCAGCGGACUUCCUCUCCGCUUGUCUGGGUCACCCUGUCUGCCCGUCGCUAGCCCCAGGCUCGCUCUCUGGCCCCAGCCCUCUUCUCUCUCUCUCCCUCAGCAGCUGUCUCUCUCGUGCCCGCUGGCCUGUCUCUCUCCUUCCCCGCAGUCGCCUCCUUCUCUGCCUGCCUGGGUGGCCGCCAUGGGCCGGAAGCGGCUCAUCACUGACUCCUACCCUGUAGUGAAGAGGAGGGAGGGCCCCGCUGGGCACAGCAAGGGGGAGCUGGCACCAGAGCUAGGGGAAGAGCCCCAGCCGCUGAGCGUGGAUGAAGCAGAGCUGGAGCUGCUGAGGCAGUUUGAUCUCGCCUGGCAGUAUGGGCCCUGCACAGCCCGCGCCCCCCACGAGGUGCCCGCGUCUCCUUCCCACCCCGCAGGGAUCACACGGCUGCAGCGCUGGUAUCGGGCGGAACAGAUGGGCUUGGAGCCUCCCCCAGAAGUGCGUCAGGUGCUACAGACCCACCCUGGCGAUCCCCGCUUCCAGCGCAGCCUCUGGCAUCUCUAUCCCCUUUGAGGCGCACCUAAGACCUCCUGCCCGCUAUCCCAGAACCUCAAGACACAAGUGAGAGCUGGUUGCUGCCCCCUUGGCUCAGUUCUGCUGUGAAGAACUUUUGGCAGGAAAAGAGCCUCAUAGAGAAAAGAGGCUGAAUCUGGAGGUCUCUGAGGCUCAGCCCUCCAUCUAACCAGCAGGCUUCUGGAGCCCCCUCUGAGAGCCAACACAGCUGAAGCUUGCACUUCCUACGUGGAGAAUGGUCUCUGAGGACAAGGACCUGGCCAUGACCUUUCAGAUGCCUGCUACACGCCUCCCUGACCACAAACACUGUGGUCCUGGGAAUAGUGUGGCAAAUAGGCACAGCCUUGACAUGGUCAGACUCAGGCAGAUAUCCAUCUACGAGGCAAAGAUGCACUCCCCACUUAAGGCUGGGAAUCUGAGGGCAAAACUGGCAAGAGGUUCACUAAUGCUUAUCAAUAAAGAACAAUGAGUCUGGAA
Molecule: messenger RNA, 1069 nt
Organism: Mirounga angustirostris (Northern elephant seal)
Lineage: Eukaryota; Metazoa; Chordata; Mammalia; Carnivora; Phocidae
Gene: POLD4
Product: DNA polymerase delta 4, accessory subunit
Exons: 4
Coding region: 224-592 (122 amino acids)
Biological process (GO): DNA synthesis involved in DNA repair; DNA-templated DNA replication
Cellular component (GO): delta DNA polymerase complex
Molecular function (GO): DNA-directed DNA polymerase activity
Source: RefSeq, a predicted model, not a curated record